Rasamsonia emersonii CBS 393.64 is the source of this 1326-nucleotide messenger RNA. Its product is annotated as copper-dependent polysaccharide monooxygenase. The transcript has a single exon. The record is from RefSeq and is a predicted model, not a curated record. Bases 1 to 1326 code for a protein of 441 amino acids. NCBI's taxonomy places the organism in Eukaryota, Fungi, Ascomycota, Eurotiomycetes, Eurotiales, Trichocomaceae.
AUGCACGGCUUCUUCGUCAUCUGCGGCCUGCUGGCCUCCACUGUUCACGGCCACAUGCAAAUGAGCAACCCGUAUCCCAUCCGCAGCCCUCUCAACCCCAACGGAGGAGACAACAAGGACUACUCGUACACGAACCCUCUGUCACCUUCCGGGUCCGACUAUCCUUGCAAGGGCUACGCCAACGACCCUUUCGUGUCAGUGGCCACUUACACCGCUGGCCAGACCUGUGAUCUGGAGCUGGCUGGCAGCGCCACCCAUGGUGGUGGGUCAUGCCAGAUCUCUCUCUCGUACGACAAGGGGAAGAGUUUCACGGUCAUUGAGUCCAUCGAGGGAGGCUGUCCGAUUGCGAAGAACUACACCUUCACUAUUCCAUCAGAUGCCCCUACCGGUGAGGCCCUGCUGGCAUGGACCUGGUUCAACAAGAUCGGCAACCGGGAGAUGUACAUGAACUGCGCCCAGGUGACUGUGAAUGGACCCUCUAAGAAGCGGAAUCAUGCCCGUGAUUUCCUUCGUAGUGAGGUAGCAUUCAGCAGCAGGCCUCCAAUCUUUCUUGCCAACAUCAACGCUCAAGGUCAAUGCACCACGACGGCCAACGAGGAGGUCAGCUUCCCGCUCCCGGGACCGGAUGUUGUGGGUUCUGUCAAUACCACCGGCUUCACGUGCAAGGAAUCUGCUCCCUUCCUUGGUACUAGUUUUCCGUCUUCUACUUCGUCUGCCUCGUCUGCUACCCAGUCCUCUACCAGCGCAGCCCCAGCAUCUACCUCAUCUGCUGACCUAUCCGCCGCCAUAUCUUCUGCCCUGUCCGCGCUAUCUUCUGCUCUGUCCUCGGCCAGUCCAGGUCCAACUUCUACCUCAACUGCCCCAUCUGUCACCUCGUCCGCUGCCCCGUCUUCUACCUCGUCUUCUGCCGCGUCCUCUACCAGCGCGACUCCCGUUUCUACCGCAUCUGCCAAUCUGUCUGCCGAACUGUCCUCUGAACUGUCUUCUGAACUGUCCUCUGCGCUUUCUUCCGCACUGUCCUCUGCCUUGUCUUCUUUCCUACCCUUCACCACUGAAGCUCCGGCUUCGCCUGUCCGGAGCUCCGCAUCUCCAUCGCACGGUGCCGCGUCGUCUUCGGCUGCAGCACACCCGUCGUCCUCUCAUAAAAUCCCAUCCGCUUCGGCGGCCCCCAGGAUUUUUCCCAUAGGACCCUGCAGGGACGGUGAGAUUGGAUGCUCGCCCGAUGGGAACUCCUUUGCGAUCUGCAAUCACCGUGCCUGGACCAAUAUGGGCCGCGUCGCAGCUGGCACAAUUUGCAAGGACGGAUCCAUCCAGAGGAACAUGUGA